This is a messenger RNA of Drosophila subobscura, 868 nucleotides long. RefSeq names its product acylphosphatase-1. Bases 104 to 418 code for a protein of 104 amino acids. The transcript has 3 exons. NCBI's taxonomy places the organism in Eukaryota, Metazoa, Arthropoda, Insecta, Diptera, Drosophilidae. The record is from RefSeq and is a predicted model, not a curated record. Gene Ontology annotation, molecular function: acylphosphatase activity.
CUAAGCAUCAGUUUUAGUUUCAGUUUUAGCUUUUUCCAAAUUAUAUUUCACAUUUUUUUCCACCAAAAUUCUAUUUUGGAAUAAUAAUCAAAAUUCCUGUAAGAUGUCCAAAGCCAAAGAGGAUACCAAGAAGAUCAUGACUUGCGACUUUGAAAUCAAGGGAAAAAUCCCUAAGGAGGCGUUCGAGAUGUUCGCUGCGGCCCAGGCCAAGAUCCUGGGAUUGCGCGGCUACAUCACCCAGGUCUCUGAGGAGUGCUUCAAGGGUCAACUGCAGGGUGAGGGCCGUGUCAUCGAGGCCUUCAAGCAACUAGUCCUUUCGGCCGCCGAAUACGUGGCUGCCGUCAAGGAGUUCGUCAUCAAGAACCUCAAGGCCAUCGAUGACUACACCUACAAGACCUUCGAAGUGAAGGAAAAGUAGGAUAUAUUGAAGCUUGGCAAUCACCAAGAAAAGCUUGGAAAUAUGUUGCAGAGACUUCGAGUAACCAUCCAGGAAUCAUCUCAUGGGGCGCUGCUCUGACAUUCGGUGGAAGUUUUAGCCAUUGCACCAUACCAUUCUACAAUAAGUACACACUAUGCAAUACCCUGACAUUUCGAAGCUCGUGAAACCUGCCCCCUGGUUAUGCUGUGACAAUAAGUUAUAUUUUUUUUUAUUUACAACACUUUAUACACGAUCUGAGUUAUCCUUGGACGAUCUACGAAUAUCUUAGGAGCCGCUGCUCCAGCAAUUAGUUCGAGUUAUCACUAAUCUGAAUACCAGUUAAAACGAUGUUCAAUAUACGAUCUGGAAAUAUCAGACCUGCCCUCUGGUUAUGCUGCAACCAUUAGUUUGUGUUCCAUUUUCUUAACAAUUAAAACACUUUAUAUACGA